AGUGCAAUGGCGGCGCCAUCAACGCGCGGGGGGGCAAUGGCGGCCCGGCCAUGGUUGCACCUUCUCGUCGCCGCCGCCGCCGCCGCCGUGCUUCGCGUUCACGGCCAGGGCGCGCCUGACAGCACAGGGUUCAUCAGCAUCGACUGCGGCAUCCCGGAGAAGAGCAGCUACGUGGACGGCGCCACCAGGCUGCCCUACGUCUCGGACGCCGGCUUCACCGACGCCGGCGCCAACCACAACGUCUCCGCCGAGUACAUCACCCCGUCCUUCUCCAAGCGCUACCUCAACGUGCGCAGCUUCCCCGGCGCGGCGCGCAGCUGCUACACGCUCGGCUCCCUCACGCCGGGGUCCAAGUACCUCCUCCGCGCCGUCUUCAUGUACGGCAACUACGACGGGCUCGGCCGCCCCCCGGCGUUCGACCUCCACCUCGGCGUCAACUUCUGGACGACGGUGAACGCCGGCGCCGGCUCCGCGGUGCUGGCCGAGGCCAUCGCCGUCGUCCCCGACGACUCCGUGCAGGUCUGCCUGGUGGACACCGGCGCCGGGACGCCGUUCAUCUCCGGGCUGGACCUGAGGCCCCUGGCGGGCGCGCUGUACCCGCAAGCGAACGCGACGCAGGGGCUGGCCCUGCUCGGCCGGCGCAACUUCGGGCCGGCCGACGCGACGCUGGUGGUCAGGUACCCGGACGACCCGUACGACCGCGCGUGGACCCCGUGGGUCGACCCGGCGGACUGGUUGGAGAUCUCGACGACGGAGCAGGUGGGCGGCUCGCCCAUGGCGGCGCCGUCCGCCGUGAUGCAGACCGCGAUCACGCCCCUCAACGCCUCCAAGAUCAUCGAGUUCUCGUGGGACGCCGUGCUGAACCACGCCUAUCCCACGCCCAGGUGUCAAACUACUCUGGUACAGGGCAGGGCACUGCGUGUUCUCCUCCAUUGCUGCCUGAGCUCUUUGUGCUUGUGCAGGUACAUCUGCAUCUUCCAUUUCGCGGAGCUGCAGAGUCUGGACGCGAACGCGACGCGCCAGUUCUACAUCACGAUCAAUGGCAAGCCCUUCUACCGUCUCCCGAUAACGCCCGACCACCUCUUCACCAACAUCGUCUACGACAAGGUGCCCCGCUGGGGCUUCAACCAGUACAACGUCACGUUGAACGCCACGGCCAACUCGACGCUGCCGCCGGUCAUCAACGCCGCCGAGAUUUUCUCGGUCAUCUCUACAGCAAGCGUUGGCACGUACGCACAGGAUGUUUCUGCAAUUACGGCGAUCAAGGCCAACUAUCAGCUAAAGAAGAAUUGGAUGGGUGACCCCUGCGUUCCGAACACUCUUGCGUGGGAUGGGUUGAGCUGCAGCAAUGACACUUCCGGUCCUCCUAGAAUCACAAAUGUAAAUCUUUCGUACAGUGGCUUGAGUGGUGCUAUAACAUUGUACUUCUCCAAACUCACAAGAAUAGAGUACUUGGAUUUGUCGCACAAUAACUUGACAGGCUCAAUUCCUGACGUCCUUUCACAACUAUCCUCUCUAAAGGUUAUAGAUUUGACAGGCAAUCACCUUAAUGGAUCGAUUCCGUCUGGACUUCUGAAAAAGAUUCAAGAUAGCUCCCUAAAGCUGAGGUAUGGAGACAAUCCAAACCUUUGCAGCAACGGCGAUUCUUGCCAGCUCACAAGAAAGAAGAGCACUGCCGUAUAUAUUGCUGUUCCAGUAGUGGCAUUUGUGGUGGUUGCAACACUAGUACUACUGCUCUGCUUACUAAGAAGAAAGAAAGAGAGCAGCGUGAAGCCACAAAACGAGGUGGCCGACGCGCGGCCACGCUCACAGAACGGCGGCAACGGACACGGGCUGCCCCAGCUGGAGAACCGUCGGUUCACCUACAAGGAGCUAGAGUCCAUCACGGACAACUUCAAGCGAGUCCUGGGCCGAGGAGGUUUCGGGUCAGUCUACGAUGGCUUCUUGGAGGAUGGCACCCAGGUUGCAGUCAAGCUGCGGUCUGAGUCUUCCAAUCAAGGUGUCAGAGAGUUCCUGACAAAGGCUCAGACCUUGACAAAGAUCCAUCACAAGAAUCUUGUCUCCUUGAUCGGUUACUGCAAGGAUGGAGAGUAUUUGGCACUUGUCUACGAGUAUAUGUCCGAAGGAACCCUGGAAGACAAACUUAGAGGGAAAGAUGGCAAGGCUGGAUCUCUCACCUGGAGACAGAGGCUUCGCAUCGCACUGGAGUCUGCACAAGGGCUCGAGUAUCUGCACAAGGCGUGCAGCCCAGCUUUCGUCCACAGGGACGUGAGGACGUCCAACAUCCUGCUGAACGCGAACCUCGAGGCCAAGAUCGCCGAUUUCGGCCUGCUCAAGGCCUUCCGGCGCGAGGGCGACACCCACGUGUCCACGGACAGGGUGGUCGGCACGCACGGCUACCUCGCCCCCGAGUACGCGGCGGCGCUGCAGCUGACGGAGAAAAGCGACGUGUACAGCUUCGGCGUGGUGCUGCUGGAGGUGAUCACGGGGCGGCCGCCGAUCCUGCGGUGCCCGGAGCCGACCAGCGUCGUGCAGUGGGCGCGGCAAAGCCUGGCGCGCGGGGACAUCGAGGACGUGGUGGACGCGGGCCUGCCGCGCGGCGGCUACGACGCCAACGCCGCGUGGAAGGCCGCCGACGUCGCGCUCAAGUGCACCGCGCAGGCGCCCGCGCAGCGGCCCACCAUGACCGACGUCGUGGCGCAGCUGCACGAGUGCCUCGAGCUCGAGGAAGGCCGCCGCUUACCCUUUUCUUGCAGACGAAAGGCGGAGCAGCGCUAGGCUGCGCCUUUUUCGGAGCUGCCUCAUGACAUUAUUCUUGAAGUUCCUUUGGUGACGUUGUUUUGUAAGAUGAUGAAGUGGAAUACAAAUGUUUUUCUCAUCAGACGUGUUUACUCUUUUCUUUUUCGAACUGAAACGUC
Panicum virgatum (switchgrass) is the source of this 2918-nucleotide messenger RNA. Its product is annotated as senescence-induced receptor-like serine/threonine-protein kinase. Gene Ontology annotation, molecular function: protein binding; protein tyrosine kinase activity; ATP binding. Gene Ontology annotation, biological process: protein phosphorylation. Bases 7 to 2778 code for a protein of 923 amino acids. The record is from RefSeq and is a predicted model, not a curated record. Lineage: Eukaryota; Viridiplantae; Streptophyta; Magnoliopsida; Poales; Poaceae. The transcript has 11 exons.